AUGGCAUCCAUAGAAUCGCUUCUGAACCCGCUCCCUGACGCAAGUCAGUUCUCUCUCCCAAGCCCGGCUCCGACGAGCUCCGACGCGGCUCCUUGCAGUGAACCACGUCAGAAGAAACCGAAGAUCGCGAAAGAUGCUCCCAUCUUCAACAGGGGAAAAAUUAGGGGAGAGCUGCGGUAUCCGCCCUGUGAGGAACGCGACGAAGCGUUAACCCAAGCGCAUCGCAAGUUCCAACUCCAACCCAUGGGGGAUAUUGCCGAAUAUCCUAGACACAUACCCUAUAACAGCGACAAGAAGACGUUCCAAGAGAAGACCGGACGGGAAAGCUUUGAAGUGUUCCAGUAUACGUUCAAGAUCCCGGGCCAAGAGAAGCAAUGGACAGUGACGUGGGACUAUAACAUCGGGCUUGUCCGUACAACGCAUCUUUUCAAGUGUCAACAAUACUCCAAGACCACUCCUGCCAAAGUCCUGAAUGCGAACCCCGGUCUUCGCGACAUCUGUCACAGUAUCACAGGCGGGGCGCUCGCAGCACAAGGAUACUGGAUGCCCUUCGAAACCGCAAAGGCUGUUGCUGCAACAUUCUGCUGGAAUAUCCGCCACGCGCUCACGCCGCUGUUCGGCGUUGACUUCCCAUCCCUAUGCGUGCCCCCCACCAACACCAGUCAAUAUGGACACAUGCUCAUAGAUCGGGACAUCGUGCAAAAGGCGACCGACACCGCGAACUACUACCGAAUGCUCGAGCUUCACUCUCCGGAAGUCACCUCCCUCCCACCUAUCUUGCACCAUAAUACACACCCCCAUGGCGAGCCCGAUCGCUCUGCCUCAUCGCUGGACUGCAACACCCCAGACACAUAUAAUGGGAUGCCAAACAGUCCGAUCCGCAACACAUUCACCCCGGUGAACACACCCUGCAGCACGGAAGCAGCGUCUUCGAGCCCACGGCAGGUCCUGGCUGCUCUUUCGAGAGUGCGCAGCAAAACCAACGACGACAGUGGUUCUGAGGGAACACAUUCCUCUACCCCGUACUCUGAGAGUAUGGACACACCGACCGAGGGUCUAUCCGACACUGAUGAUGAGUAUCACGCCAGCGACGGUGGCGAUGGCCAUGCCAUCCGGCCGCAGGAUACAACGACUGAUGAUGAUGAAUACAAUAUCGAGACGCGCGCUCGGAAGUACAGAUCGGCGCUCUUCGCCCGGGAGGUGAAGGCUGCACAUGCGCUGCUUAGUCUAUGCAUGCAGGAGGCAACCGGCAGUGACGAAGAGUAUGUCUGGGUUGACAGGGAGCGAAAGAGACGCAGGGCGUCUGCUUAG
Messenger RNA from Aspergillus nomiae NRRL 13137, 1311 nucleotides. Its product is annotated as putative APSES transcription factor Xbp1. The transcript is spliced from 4 exons. Gene Ontology annotation, cellular component: SBF transcription complex; MBF transcription complex. Gene Ontology annotation, molecular function: transcription regulator activity; DNA binding. Bases 1 to 1311 code for a protein of 436 amino acids. The record is from RefSeq and is a predicted model, not a curated record. NCBI's taxonomy places the organism in Eukaryota, Fungi, Ascomycota, Eurotiomycetes, Eurotiales, Aspergillaceae.